AUUGGCUCGAAAACCGAGUGGCUAUGAUGAAAUGGAAGUGAUCGACAAAGAACUGAAGAAAGCAAUAGGUUAUUAUAAUCUUAUAGACUUAUAGGCAGCAACAUUUUUAUUAUUUUUAGGAAAAACUGUCAAAAAAGUCCACGUACUUUUAACAAAAAGUAAAUUGAGUCCAUGUACUUUUUUUGAGUCAAUCAAGUCUAUGUACUGUCAAAAAAUGACCAAAUAAGCAAUUCAAUAGGUUGUCAACUGGUUGUCCGGUUGACCGCCUAUGUGUACAUCCAUCUGGCAUUUUUUACUAUUUUCUAUAUUUUUUUUCUCUUCCUUUUUUCUCUUUUUUCUCUUUCUUCUUUCUCCUUGGUUCGCUCAUCCUCUGGUCUGCACUCAUCUCUUCCCUCCUUGCAACUACAGAUCUGGUCCGGUAGAGAAGGCCUGGUGGUUGGAGAUCGUUCUAUGGAAUAGGCGGAGGUAGAGACCGUGGAGGUGGAAGCCGGGGGCUGUGGGUCCGGUGGUAAUGGCGACGGCUAUGCAAACCGACGCGGCUGGAGGUCGAUUCAAGGGGAAGGACGGAGGAGGGGAAGGGGAACGUCACACAGGUGGUGGCCGAAGGCGGUAUGUAUGGCGGAAGUGGCUAUGGAGGCUGAGAGGCGGAGGGUGAUGGCUAGAGAGGCCGGGGCGGCGGAGUUUUCCGGUGGGAGUAUUGGAGGAGUGGUUCCGGUGGGAUUUUUUCCGGUGAGAGUUUUUCCCGUGGGAGUAUUGGAGGAGUUUUUCCGGUGGGAGUAUUGGAGGAGUUUUUCCGGUGGGAGAAUUGGAGGAGUUUUUCCGGUGAGAGUAUUGGAGGGUUAUUGGAAAAUGAAGAAGGAAGAUCAAGCAGGAGAAGAGGGAAGAGAAGAGUUGGGGCUGCGAAGGAGAAGAGGUGCGAUUGAGAAGAGGUGUGGAGUUGCGGACCAAGAAGAAAGAGAGGAAAAAAAGAGAAAGAGGGAAGAGAAAAGGGGAAAAGAAAAGGGAAAAAGAAACAAAACUAAAAAAAAAAUGGAAAACAGUAACAAAAUGCCACGUGGGACAUCCACGUCAGUGGUUAACCGGGUAACCGGUUGACUACCGACUAAAAAUCUUAUUUGGUCGUUUUUUGAUAGUUUGUGGACUUGAUUGACUCAAUAAAAAGUACAUGGACUCAAUUGACUUUUUGUUAAUAG
Messenger RNA from Cuscuta epithymum, 1193 nucleotides. The record is from the annotation of a GenBank genome assembly. NCBI's taxonomy places the organism in Eukaryota, Viridiplantae, Streptophyta, Magnoliopsida, Solanales, Convolvulaceae.